Molecule: messenger RNA, 642 nt
Organism: Somion occarium
Lineage: Eukaryota; Fungi; Basidiomycota; Agaricomycetes; Polyporales; Cerrenaceae
Source: the annotation of a GenBank genome assembly
GCUCCACUAAGUGAUCUGUGCAGUAGUAUAACAUCCAGCUUUCCUGUAGCAAAGACCUGACAUGCCUGGGGUCCCGACUUGUGACACGCCACUGACAUAUGUAGUAUGCAACGUCCAAUGUCCGCAAACGGAACGGUGCUUACUGGAAGUGUAACUCUCCCCAUGGCCCCAUGCCCUUGGAUCUCCCUGGCGUUCCACGCACCGUCUAAUCAAAAUGGUCUAGUUAUCGGUUCAUAUCACUCCAUUCCACCGCAAGGACAAGCCUUUCCUGCGUUACGACCAACGUAUCUCUUCACAACCGUUUUAUUCGGCUUCACCGUGGUACGAAAAUCAGCCACAUUUGUUCGCAAUUAUAUCUAUGUCCCGAGGAACGGGGAACGCCCUACUACAAGGCGGGUAAAUCCUCAACAAUGCCAAGCUCGCACUAAUCGAUUGUGAAGAGCGUCAGUCGAAGUCGAAGCUCUGAACUCUACAGGACUGAUUUGCGGCUCUACAUGCUUCGCAACCUCUUCUGACCCCACCGACCUCUAUGCUACGCCCGUCGCAGUUGUGCUAUGCUCUCAUCCUCGCUUAUAGGACCAUGCCCAACCGUCAAAUUGUCAUCUUCCGGUCCCCAGGAUCAAAGAAAUCAAGGAACCCGAA